Malania oleifera is the source of this 1044-nucleotide messenger RNA. Its product is annotated as temperature-induced lipocalin-1. The record is from RefSeq and is a predicted model, not a curated record. NCBI's taxonomy places the organism in Eukaryota, Viridiplantae, Streptophyta, Magnoliopsida, Santalales, Ximeniaceae. The transcript has 2 exons. Bases 306 to 860 code for a protein of 184 amino acids.
GUCGUAGCAGAAACAGGAAAAAAAUUCAUAAAUGUUUCUUCAAUGACUAAAAACUUAUAUUUAGAAAAUAAAGAGCGCCGGCAGCCUGGAGUUUUCUCGAUCUUAACCUGGUAAGUGCCGGACGCUUGGCGCUCAAGCCUUUCCCCAAAGGCUCACCCUCCACGUGUAAGAAACCCAUAAGUCCACGUCUCUCGCCCAGUUAUCAAGAAGAAACUUCCCUAAAACGUAGCCAACAUUUCAAGCCUCCAUUUCUCUCAGCAAGAAACCAAAACGAGAAGAAAAAGGAGGAAGAAGAAAGAUCAGAGAUGGCAAAGAAGGAGAUGGAAGUGGUGAAAGGUGUGGACUUGCAGAGGUAUAUGGGAAGGUGGUAUGAAAUUGCUUCAUUCCCAUCAAGGUUUCAGCCCAAGAAUGGGGUGAACACUAGGGCUACUUACACAUUGAAGGAAGAUGGCACUGUUCAUGUCCUCAAUGAGACUUGGAGUGAUGGGAAAAGGGGUGCCAUAGAGGGAACUGCUUACAAGGCUGACCCUAAGAGUGAUGAGGCCAAGCUGAAAGUGAAAUUCUAUGUUCCUCCAUUCUUACCCAUCAUUCCUGUCGUUGGGGAUUACUGGAUUUUGUUCCUCGAUGAUGAUUACCACUAUGCUUUGAUUGGCCAGCCUACCAGGAAGUAUCUCUGGAUACUGUGCAGGCAGACCCAUCUGGAUGAUGAAAUCUACAAUCAACUGGUUCAAAAGGCCAAAGACGAGGGCUAUGAUGUGAGCAAGCUCCACAAGACACCACAGACUGAUCCUCCACCAGAGGAGGAAGGCCCCAAAGACACAAAAGGCAUAUGGUGGUUUAAGUCCAUUCUGGGGAAGUAGGAGGCAUUGCAUGAUCAUAUAGUUAAAGCGGGCAUUACAUACACAAUAAAAUGCCCAAAACCUUAUUAAAGAGAGUGAUGUAUCAUUAUUUUAUUAUAAGCUUAUUUGGUAUUGUGCUGUAAAUUAAGAGUGCAUGUAUUGGAUAUGAAGUUUCUUUGAAUCCUUGUGGCAUGUUGUUCAUUCA